CUGGUCUGUACAGAGAGUAUAGUCCUUCAAUAAUCCUGUCACUCAUUAGAAGGAGGGUGUGUCUGCUUUUGUGAUGUAAUGUUGUGUGCAGGAGGGCGGGUUCGUCAUAAAGUUAAACAGGUGAGCAGGUGCACACUUUGGAGACAGGAGGAUAUUAGGCUACCCAUCACCUGCCGCUAAAGCACAGCACAGUGUUGAGUGGCAGAAUGGCCAACUUCAAAGGACAUGCAUUACCAGGUACAUUCUUCCUGCUGUUUGGCCUGUGGUGGUCGAUAAAAUACCCUUUGCGACAGAUGCGGAGAAGAGAGAGGCGACAUGGAGACAGAGAGAACCAAAGGCUGACUUUACUCUUUAAGCGAAUAGACUUAAUCGAAGGGGCUCUGAAGAUUUUCUUUACAUUUUCUGGGAUCAUGGCAGAGCAGUUUGUGCCUGAUGGUCCACAUGCUCAUCUGUAUAAUGAUGGCUGGAUAAAGCUGAUGAAUUGGCAGCACAGCACCAUGUACCUGUUCUUCGGCAUCUCUGGCAUUGUGGAUGUUCUCAGCGCCUCUUCUCUUCCUGUUCCAGUUGGUCUCGACCGCCUCUCCCUUUCCUUGGCUCUUUUUGUGGAAGGGUUCCUUUUCUAUUUUCACGUACACAACCGUCCUCCUCUGGACAAGCACAUUCAUUCUUUGCUUCUGGUUGCCGUGUUUGGUGGAUCAGCCAGCACCAUGCUUGAAGUGUUUAAGAGAGAUAGUCCAGUGCUGGAGAUUUUCAGAUGCAGUGUGGCCAUCUUACAAGGCACCUGGUUCUAUCAGAUUGGAUUCGUUCUGUAUCCUCUGAGCGGACCCGAAUGGGAUCUGGAAGCCCAUGACAACAUCAUGUUUAUCACCAUGUGCUUCUGUUGGCAUUAUGCUGUGGCAAUACUGAUCGUGGGCGUCAUCUACGGUGUGGUUUUUUGGUCUUCAAAAUGGUGUAUCGGAAGACAGAUGGGUGACAUGGAAUUGGGCCUUAGGAAGUCUACUCCCUCUGACCCGAGCUCCCAGAAAGCUUUGCUUCAGGAAUCAGAUGAAGAAUAGAUGGAGCCAUUGAUUUUGGACUGUGAGAAAUGCCAAUUUAAGAACUAAAUGCACUGUAGGAUUUAUUUGCCAACAAUCUGAUCAUCCAAUAGGACAGAUUCAAACUAUUCAACAACUAUCAAAACCCUCUGUAUUUAUGCUUAAAAUAUAUGAAAUGGACUUGUAAAUAAAGUGGUUAUCACAGGUGCUAUGAGCACCUGGCACAAUUCCCACUGAAACACAUUCGUGUCAAACCAGUCAUCUCACCUAAAGAACCCAGAAACAAAACAAAAUAUUCCUCUGGUAAUACAUUUAUGAAUGAUAUUCCCAACAAAUAUAUAUGUAUUAGAUACAUAAUAAUGCAUGCACACAUAUUUAUAAUGAAAUGUAAAUACUGCUAGUAUUUGGGACUGCUUUAUCAGUUGUUAUUCAUGAUACUGGCCACAGCAUGUAAAUGAAGCGGCACAAAGCAGGCAAAUGAUUAUUUUUGCAUAUAUAAGUUCAGGAUCAAGCCUUCAAUUGCAGUAAGCAACUUGACUUAUCGUUACAUUUACAUUGGCCUAAUUCACUUGCAUGCACAUAACAGUUGUUACUCAAAAUACAUAUUUGUUUAGCACACUCAUUUAUUUAUAACAUAACACAACAGCUACUGUACAUUAACAGUAUUCAUUCAAUUACACUGCUUUAUGAGAAAAUAAGAAAUAAACAAAUUUGCAUCCA
Molecule: messenger RNA, 1754 nt
Organism: Misgurnus anguillicaudatus (oriental weatherfish)
Lineage: Eukaryota; Metazoa; Chordata; Actinopteri; Cypriniformes; Cobitidae
Gene: tmem45b
Product: transmembrane protein 45B
Source: RefSeq, a predicted model, not a curated record